Molecule: messenger RNA, 1221 nt
Organism: Exophiala xenobiotica
Lineage: Eukaryota; Fungi; Ascomycota; Eurotiomycetes; Chaetothyriales; Herpotrichiellaceae
Exons: 4
Coding region: 1-1221 (406 amino acids)
Source: RefSeq, a predicted model, not a curated record
AUGUACAUGCUCUUCAUUGUUGCCGACACAAUCUGUGCACUGAACAUUUCAGUUGGGGGAGGUGGCUAUGUGGCAGGAUCGUGGUCAUCUCUAGCACCGGCCGUACAAAGUGGAUAUGCCGCUGUUUCGACAGAUGCUGGCCACAGAUCAAACGAUUCAGGAGAUGCCACCUCCUGGGCUUUGGUCAGCGACGGGAACGUCAACCAAUACCUGCUUCUGGACUUUGCAUCGAGGUCCAUUCAUGACAUGACCAUCUUGGGGAAGGCGGGCUGUUCCACUGGAGGAAGACAAGGCAUGAUGGAAGCCCAAAGGUACCCUGACGAUUAUGACGGGAUUGUAGCUGCGGCGCCUGCCAUCAACUGGAACGACUUCACUCCGGCGCAACAGUGGCCGUUCACGGUCAUGAACAACGAAGAUUAUGCACCACCGCAAUGUGAGUUCGACGCCGUCAACGCCGCAGCCAUUGCCGCAUGUGACGCCUUAGAUGGAUUGGAAGAUGGCAUCAUUGCGGCUCCUGGACUCUGCAGCUUUGAUCCGGCAAGUCUCAUCGGGAACACAUACUCAUGUGAGAGCGACGGGAGCCAGAGACGGUUCUCGAACAAAACUGCGACUGUUGUCAAGAAAAUCUGGCAAGGUCCAGUCACAGCUAAUGGCAGCAGCGCCUGGUAUGGCAUCCUACCUGGAACCAAUUUCAGCUCGCUUGCGCCGACGGAGACAUUUGGUAACGGCACCACCGUCCCGCAACCUUUCGAGAUCUCGGACAGCUGGUAUCGGAAUUUCUUGUUCAAAGACCCCAACUAUAAGACUGCGAAUAUCAGUUACGCGCAGUUCCAAGCAUUAACUCUCACCAGUCUCACCAGGAGUACGACUCGGUUAUGGGGCUUGGCUGAUAAUCUCAUCAUGCCGAACGGAACGAUGCAUUACUAUGACCAGGUCGCGGCGCUCGAUCCCGCGGUUGGCGAUUUCUAUCGCGUCUUCUUCACCCCUGGGGUGGGACACUGUGGAGGCGGCAGUGGCCCGGUGCCUGUGGACAUCUUGAUGGCUCUGAGACGUUGGGUGGAAAAUGGCACAGCUCCUGGGCUGCUGGAAGCGGCGAGUACUUACCCCAUCAAUGGGACCAUUCGGAGACAGAACCUGUGUCCCUACCCGUCAAUAUCGAAGUAUGCUGGAUAUGGUGACCCGGCAAAAGCGGCCAGCUUUGCUUGUGACAGCAGUUUCUGA